AUGGCCCUAGAGCAGCACUUUCCAGAGGCUAUGGUUCAAAAUGACUCCAUUGGACAAGAUAAAUGUUCCUUUGAAAAGUGGAACUCUGUUUCUGAUGAAGUCACAGACUCUGAAAACAAAUCCUGUGGUAGCUUCGACUGCAGCAUAUGCUUGGACUCUGUGCACGAGCCAGUAGUCACCCUCUGCGGUCACCUCUUCUGCUGGCCUUGCAUAUACAAGUGGCUUCAGUUCCAGAGCCCGUCCUCCGAAUACCAAGAUGAGCAAAAACAGCCGCAGUGCCCUGUUUGCAAAGCUGAAGUGAAUGAAUCUUCUCUAGUCCCGCUCUACGGUCGGGGCCAGACGACAAAGCCUACAAAGCCCUCCAAAGGCAAGGCUUCCCAUCUUGGUAUAGUCAUUCCGCGAAGACCUUUUCGUCCUUGCGGGGUUGACACACCACGAACAGCCGGUACCCCCACCACUCCAUACGUUACUCAGCAACUCCAUCAUCGGAGUUCUCCUUACAGUUCACAACUAAACACUCCACAACAAGGCAGUAACACUGCUUUACCGAUGCAAAGCCCUGCUGGCACCACCACAGUCAAUCCAGUAAUUGGAAUGUUCGGUGAAAUGGUAUACGCAAGGGUCUUCGGUAACUCAAUGACAAACUUAUACACUUAUUCGAAUUCGUACAAUCUCGCCGGGAGCGGUAGUCCAAGGGUUAGAAGGCAUGUAAUGCAGGCUGAUAAGUCGCUCAGCAGAAUAUGUUUUUUCCUCUUCUGUUGCUUUAUGUUGUGCCUUCUUUUGUUCUGA
Messenger RNA from Prunus armeniaca (apricot), 789 nucleotides. The record is from the annotation of a GenBank genome assembly. NCBI's taxonomy places the organism in Eukaryota, Viridiplantae, Streptophyta, Magnoliopsida, Rosales, Rosaceae.